Podarcis lilfordi (Lilford's wall lizard) is the source of this 28737-nucleotide messenger RNA. NCBI's taxonomy places the organism in Eukaryota, Metazoa, Chordata, Lepidosauria, Squamata, Lacertidae. The record is from the annotation of a GenBank genome assembly.
CGCGACGGCACUACCAGCGCCCCACCUCCCGUCGUUUACCUCCUUCUCUCCCGCCCGUCUGUCAAGGGAGGCGGGCCUUCGCCGCGCCGGAAGUGAGGGCUCGCUGCGCCAUCUCUAUGGUAACGGCGGCCAGAGGCGGGGCCGCCGAGCCGGAAGUUGGGACCGGGGAGACAGGAGCCUAGGGUGGGUAUUUGCGAGCGCCCUUCCUGCCCACUCCGCCCCACAGAGGCGCCCCCUUCUCUCCUCCCACCCGGCGGCGGCGGCUGUCCUAAGUAGCCACGUGACUUGGGGGUUGAGAGGGAGGGAUGACUCUCUAGCCCUCCCAGGCCCUUCUCUCUGGUAUGGAGGACUAAAGAUGUGGGGAUAAUGGGGGGGGGAGAGAGACGAAACCGUGGGGAGGGUCCUAUCUGGGGGGGGCAGAGUCGAGUGCCGUGGCGGGGGACUGCGGGAAGCGCAUAAUGGGGGGCAGGAGAGAAGGGGCUUAGCCCUGGUGCGAUAUUGCGUGGUGACAGUUGCAGGGCGGGGGGGGGGAGGGUCCCCUCUUGGAGGGCAGAGGCCUGUGGAGGGGGGGGCACAUACCUGUCUUGCAUAUGUCCUUUUCGAAACCGCCUCCUGCUGAAUUCCCGUCCAGGCUUUUCUCGGAGGAGCUUAAGCUAAGGCGGCAUUCAUGGUUGUAGUGGUUAAGAGCUGUAGGCUUGUAAUCUGGUGAACAGGGUUCGCGUCUCCGCUCCUCCACAUGCAGCUGCUGAGUGACCUUGAGCUAGUCACACUUCUCUGAAGUCUCUCAGCCUCACUCACCUCACAAAGUGUUUGUUGUGGGGGAGGAAGGGAAAGGAGAAUGUUAGCUGCUUUGAGACUCCUUUGGGUAAUGAUAAAGCGGGAUAUUAAAUCCAAACUCUUCUUCUACUUCUUCUCCCUGACUUGAGUGGGGAUUUGGACCUGGGUUGUCCCAGGUCUCCCCUCAACACUCUUUAACCAUUUAAGUGUGAUGGGGGUGCAUCUGUCUUAUGUGGAGGUGGGGGCUUGCUGUGUUUAGAUCCUUGGUGAGGACUGUCACACCAUGAUCGUUAACGGAAACCUCCGCUCUCACCCUAAUUUUAUUAUUUCUGUUGAUGUGCUUUGGGGAGGCUAACAGCCUAGUUGACGAAGCGCGCACACAGUUAUAAAACCCAAUACAAAUGUUUUAUGCAAUUAUUUCAGUUUUACAGAGCUAUGAGUUAUAGCCAUUGAAUACAAUAUGCCGUUAUGAAGUGGGCGAAAAUACAAAUGGUCAUGGGUAGCAGGAGUUCUGCAAGUCGGGAUUCUCAUUGAGGGGAUGGGACUCUCUCUUCCGCGUCCUGCUUGUGUGUGGGAAGCUGUCUUGUUCCCAGUCUGCAUUGGUUUGUGUAACUCAGUCUUGCCUAUGCCAGUGUUUUUCAACCUUAGGUUGCCUGAUGUUGUUGGACUGCAUCACCCCUGACUAUUGGCUAAGCUGGCCUAGGAUAAUGGGAGUUGUUGUCCAACCUAGCCUAGCCUGGUGAAUAAACCUGAACCUUUCUCCACACAAAACAUGUGCAACAGAUGCUCCUAACACAUGUAAGAAGUUUCCUUUCAAUGUACCAGAUCACUGGGACAUCUCACUCAGUGUUGUCUACAUGCUGAUGGGGAGUUGCUUUGCAAAGCUUCAGACAGGGGUCUUCCCCAUGCUCCCAUCACACACUCACACACACAUCCCUAUUGAUUGAAUCUGGGAUCUUUUGCAUGCAAAGAUGAUUCUCCUGAGCUACAGCUCUUAUGUAUUUUGUUAUUAACCAUGAUCAGGAGGGGACCUUCUCUGAGUAUUAGAUGCUGUUAGUGACAGCAACAAAGGAAGGGUCUGCUUGUGAGCUUUCCAGAGGUAACUGGCUGGCCUGGAAAUGGAAGUUUGGAAGAGUAUCUACCAUGAUAGUUUAAUGGAAUGGAGCAGGGAUGCUUCUUAGGACUGGGUGCUGAGGGCUGUUUGCACAAGAAAACAGUUGCCUUCAUGGGCUUUUUUGUGAGACUUGUAGAACCUGCUGGAAGUCAGAAUGCAGGAUUACAUUGGUUUCUGCAUGAAAAGAAUGUUCUACUGAUACUCGUACCGUUUUCUGUUUCCAGUUUAUUCUGUAGCAUAAAGUACCAAAACUGUAUCCGGACUUUUGAAACCUGUUUUGGUGGUGAGGAUGUUCCAAGGAAAAAAAACUGGAAAUGUUUCCUAUCUAGAUUAGAGUAUUUUCUGAUGCCCUACAGAGUAAUUUAGUUUAGCAUGUUUAUUUUUAGGGAUUUUUUUUGGUGGAAAAAUGAAGGCCAGUGUUUAUUGCUGACAUCUCAAAAUGUGAAAACCCCUGCCCCAAUUUGAAAAGAUUAUUUUCUCAUACAUCUAUAUAUUUCAGUAGGAAUAAUAACUUCAAUGCAAUUGCUCGUAUUUGAUGACUAGUCCAUAAUAUCUUAUGCUGUAUAAAAUUUGUUAGUCUAUGCCACAAGAUUCUUUGCUAUUUUUGCUGCAACAUAGCUGCCACUCUAUAAAUCUCUUCUAUGUAACACUAGCCAAACAUCAAUCUUCUUUGGGUUUGGGAUGAAUGUUUUGCCAUUUCGUCUCCUGCCUGUAGUCCCUGGCUUUAUGUAUAUUUUUGGAGUGAAAUCUGUUUUAGGAUCAUUCUUAGAGGCAAGUCUCAUUGAGUUCAGUAGGAAUCAUUCUGGGUAAAUGUGCAUAGGAUUGAUACUUUAGCCUUCAGGUGAAAUAAGUUUUUUUUCAGUGUUGUCAUUUUCCUAUAAAGUUUUGAACUGAAACAUUUUCCAGUGUCCUGAAUUAAUUAGGAUAAGUUUUGGCAUAUUUUACUUACAUUAAGUAAACAAAAAUAAUACACAUGCCAUAUUCAUUUUUCACACCAUUUAAGUAUUUCAAAAGUUUUUUCAAUGCCUCAAAUCAGCUGUCCUCAAAUAUUUGUGUUUUCUUGGUGGGGAGGAGAAAUCAGCAAAGCACAUUUUUAAUGUGGUUUUAUAUGUUCAAACAAAUUCAGAGCUUGGGUUGGAUGUUAUUAUUAGUGGACUGUUUGUCACCAUUUUAAGGCAUGGCAACUCCUAACUUCAUUAGUUACAUUUUAAGGAGACAUUGGAAAUGGUUAAUGCACUCCUUUUAGCAAAAGAGGUGAGAGGCUAUUUAUGUAUGCUUCCUAGGAAUAGUCACCUGAAAAAUGUUAAUUACAACGUUUGAAAGUGCCUGGUUUGAUUGGUGUUGGCUGAGUUCACAAGCAGCCUUAAAAUUAUGGCUUACCAAUCAUGGAUUUGUUCAGCCUAAAUAAAUCACAACCCUAGCUUUAGAUAUAAUGCAAAGCUACUCCUUUCUUGGUUUAUUGAUCUGCUCUUGCCAAGGGAGAAGCAAAGGGGAAGCAGUUGGGCUGAGUGUGCUGGCACAUAGUAUGAACGCAUUAUGGUUUAUUCAGCUAAAAAUCUUGGCUUACUGUUAUGUGCAAAUGCAGUCAUUGUGUCCAUUCAUGUAUCAUUCAUUAUAACUGGUUUGAUGAAGAUGCAUUUCCAGAAAUGGAAGUUCAUCCAUAGUGAAAUAAAAUGGUGGGAAAUAUUCUGAUUUCUGAUGCCACCAAUUGCUCUCCUUAGUUACUGUUAGGUAUUCACCCCCUUCCCCCUCAGUUUCCUUGACUGAGGACCAUUUAAGAUCCAUCCAGGUGUCUGUUUGGCAGUCCAGUCUUGCAGCUCACAUGGAGCUUUGGGAAAGGGAUGACCCCUGUGCUCAAAGUGAGAGAAGAAAGGGAUUUGGGUGGUUAGGCCAGACUCAGGUAUGCCCCCUUGAAAAGAAGCAGGAUGGUAAUCAUCAUCAUCAUAAAUCAUCAUCAUCAUAAAUUAUUUAUACCCCGGGCAGGUGGCUAACAUCAAAAUAUGAAAUACGUUAAAAACAUAAAGUCAACCAAUCAAUUAAAAUACAGCUUAAAAUCAGAUUAAGAUCAAAAUAAAAUCUGAUGGCAACCCACGAAUUAUAACUAUAGGGGUUGGGGACAUUAAGUGCUCACCAGGCCCAACUGUUUGUGCUGGUCUUAUAUGGGCCGGUCGGAGGAGUUAGGGAGGCCGCUUACAUGCAGGGUCUUAUAAAAGGAUCUUAUGAAAGGAGGAUCUUAUAAAAGGUGGGGGGUCAGACUGGGCCCUGACCAAAAGCAUGGUGGAACAGCUCUGUCUUGCAGGCCCUGCGGAAAGAUGUCAAAUCCCGCAGGGCUCUGAUCUCUUGCGGCAGAGCAUUCCACCAGGCCAGGGCCUGGUACCCAGCCCCGCCCCACUUCAGUGGCUGGGAUGGCCUCAGUCCCUCCAAAUCUAUCUGUGUGGAGGGUCAAAAUGAGUUUUAAAAGAGGAAGUGGCAGUGUUGUCAUCAGAGUUCUCUGAAAGGCUGUGGGAAUUGUAGGAGACUAGAAUGGAAUCAAAGUUUCAGGGCCGCAACGGAGGUGAAAGGGAAGGUGGUGGCCAUUGCAGAAAGAAGCAGCCAGGCCUAAGACUUGGGACCUUGAAACACCUGUAUUGCAACUUUCCAAUGUCUCAUCCUAGAUUUUCUCCCUUUGAAAUCUCUCCUGUACAGGUUACCUGCAGGGGGGAAAAUGGAAAUGAAACGGCUAAGCGUCUCCCUGGUUGUGGUUUUGUUCCUCGUCCUGGUCCUGCAGAUCUUGUCUGCUGUCGAUUUUGAUCCAUAUCGGAUCCUUGGAAUCAGCAGGACAGCUAGUCAGGCGGACAUUAAAAAGGCCUAUAAGAAGCUUGCCCGGGAAUGGUGAGUGAUUCAUGAAAUGGAGCUGGAAUCACAGUGUAUCAUGCUUAGCUGCUGUGCUGAAAAACUGCCUGCCUCCUUCUUAAAGGCCUGCUAGCCUUUCUUAUGUUGUGCACAGCUGUAGACAGCAGCUACAGUGUUAGUUGGUGUAAAGAACCCAACCAGAGCCCAGAGGUCCAUAGAUGUUGACUUACUAGCGAGCCAUUAUUUUGGGUUGCUGCCAAUCCUCCACCUUCUGGCAUGCACAGAGGGCUUGGAAGAACAUCAGGGUUAUCCCUCAUUUGUGCGGGGUAUGGAGGAGUUAAGAAACAGUAGGAGUCCUGCUGUUUCUUCCCUGUUGAAGAGCUUCAGCUGAAAUUAGACCUUCUGGGUUUCCUGCUUGCCAGAUAGCUGGAUGCACUUGCUCCUGUUGAGCUGCUAUAUUUGUGGUUGCCUGCACAAGCCCUAAGGAUAGAAAGGGCUCUGUGCUGUUGGUAAAAAGAGAGCCAGCAAAACAAGGUGCCUCAAGGAGGAAUAUUAGGGAAAGUACUAGGGACGCGGGUGGCGCUGUGGUCUAAACCACAGCAUCUUGGGCUUGCUGAUUGGAAGGUCCGCAUGAUGGGGUGAGCUCCUGCUGCUCUGUCCCAGCUUCUGCCAACCUAGCCGUUCAAAAACAUACCAGUGCAAGCAGAUAAAUAGGUACCACUGUGGCGGGAAGGUAAAUGGCAUUUCUGUGCGCUCUGGCACUCGUCACAGUGUCCCAUUGCGCUACAAAUGGUUUAGUCAUGUUGGCCACAUGACCUGGAAAAGCUGUCUGUGGACAACACCAGCACCCUCGGCCUGAAGCGAGAUGAGCAUCGCACCUCAUAGUCGCCUUUGACUGGACUUAAUUGCCCAGGGGUUCUUUAACUUUACCUACCUUACUAGGAAAAGUAUGUGCUGGAGGUCAAAUACAGGGAGACCUAGGUAGCAGAGUCUGUUGACUUUGUCUUUGCAUAUGAAAUGUUUGUGCCUUAAUUAGUGCCAAUUCUCUCUUCGCAUCAGGAAUCGACCCCCUGUAGUAAACCUGUUCAAACAUCAAACAGAUUAAGCCUUAGUGACAUAUUCUUUAAUUAGUGUCAGUUCUGCCUGCACAGUGCCAGGGUUGAACUAAAUCCAACAGCCUUGUGAUCAAACUGCUCAUGGUCUUGUUUUCUUUCCAUUCCAGGCAUCCUGACAAAAAUAAGGACCCAGGAGCAGAAGAUAAGUUCAUACAAAUUAGCAAGGCUUAUGAGGUAUUGGGCACACUUUUCUAACUUCAUGUUUUCAUAUUUAAGUAUUUAAGGCUUCUGUUUUAAAUGCAGCCUUUACUGUAAGGAUGGGCAGUCCUGCCUCUUCCCUUCCCUGGUUCUGGUGUUCUAAUUUAAUACCUGCUACAGUUUUACCCUGGCAUGCCACACAUGUAAAUCCAUAAAUGUUACCGUGCCCAAAGUGAUCACACUUGAGAGUAAAAUCUUACUGAGUUUCAAUCAAUCGUUUUAUUUUUGUACAUAAUUACAAAAGAUACAUAAUUAGCAAAAGUAGUCAUACGCAUUAAAUAAAACACCAAAAAGUCCACAUUGAGCAAUUUCCACUUAAAUCGUAAAAAGAUAGAAAGUAAAGAUACAAAAAAGUAAUAUCAGUAACAGCAGCAACCCCUGCCUCCAACAAAACUCCCUAAACAAUACCCCAGCCCAAGAGUCUGUUCAGCAGCCUCGGCUUUCGUAGCUGGAGUCAGUCAGGGCCCCGCCCUCUCAGGCCAGGUCGAAAAAAGCCUGCAGGACAGGGAGCAGGUCUUCCAGGACUCACAGGCAAGGUGGUUUAACAGGACUUGCUUCUUAGUUAACUGGGUAUAAUCAUGGUCUAAGGGGCAAAUUAGAUGACUUGACAAGAGAUAAGAACAAAGGAAGAUAGCUACCAUGGCAAUAUCCAUUGAUAGUCCCAUCUUCCUCGGGUUUGUCUUGCCUAGGGGUAGCCAACAUGGUGCCCUCCAUAUGUUGGACUACACCUGCCAACAUCCCUGGCUGGGGUUGAUAAGAAUCGAACUUCAACAACUGAACUAUAGUCUAAUCCCCUUUUAAAGCCAUCAUCUUGUGGCAAUGAGUUCCAUGAGUUAGUUACAUCUUGUGUGAAGAACUGCUUUCUCUUGUCUGUCUUGAAUCAGCUGACAAUCAACUUCUUGGGUGAUACUUAAGUUUUAGUAUUAUGAGGGGGUGUUCUAGCCCAGCUUUCCCAACCUCAGUGAAUUCUGGAUGUUUUGUACUACAACUUCCAUAAUCCUGACCAGUGGCCAUGCUAGCUGGGCCUGAUGGAAGUUGUAGUCCAAAAUAUCAGGAGAGCACCAUUUAGAUAAUGGGCCUUUUUUAGUGGUGGUGGAAUUUAGCCAUCUGGAUAAAGUUCACCACCACCAAAACAGAUGUACUUUUGCAGAUUGAAAAAACCCCCACGAAACUAGGAUUAAUAUGGAAAUAUAGUAACUAGGAUUAAUAUGGAGAUCCUGGCAUGGAAUUUUCAUCUUGUAAUGUCUUUUGAAAAGUAGUGUUUAAAAUGUUAUUAUCACAGCAAUGAUAUUCCUCCAAGGAACUCAAGUUGGCCUAUAUGGUUUUCCCUCACCCCAUAUUAUCCUCACAACAACCCUGUGAGGUAGAUUAGGCUGAGAGUGAGUGACUGACCCAUGGUCACCCAGUGAGCUUCAUGGCCAAGUGUGGAUUUGAACCCUGGUCUCUCUCAGGUCCUAGUCCAAACACUAACCACUAUACAACACUACCUGUUCUAUUUACAUAAGGCCAUCCAAAUACAUUGGGUUGGAUCCAGGCUGAUUUGGUUGAAUUUAGACCCUGUCAAAAUAGGCAGGAUGCAGUCAUGACUUGUUGCAGAAGUUUCAUUGGGACGCUGAUUCAGCUCACUUAACCUGGACCCAGCCCAUCGCUCCUUAGUGUUUCACAAAGCAUAAACUGGUAACAUACACUUAAGAGGGUUGGUGUUUGUCCCAAACAGAUCCUGUCCAAUGAGGAAAAGAGAUUAAAUUUUGACCGCUAUGGCGAUGUGGGGGAGAACCAGGGCUACCCCCAUCAGCAACAGUCCCAGCACCGCCCGUUCCACCACUUCCACGAGAGCUUUUAUUUCGACGAAUCCUUUUUCCACUUCCCGUUCAACUCGGACCGCCGCGACUCCUCCGACGAGAAGUACUUGCUGCACUUCUCACACUACAUCAACGAGAUUCUGCCCGACAGUUUCAGAAAACCCUACCUCAUCAAGAUCACGUCGGACUGGUGCUUUAGCUGCAUCCACAUUGAGCCCGUGUGGAAGGAGGUGGUCCAGGAACUUGAAGGGCUGGGUAAGAAGAGAAGCGUGUUUGGAUUUGCAUCACCUGCAUCCAAAGCGUUUGGGGCAGAAAAAUGCAUGAUUCUACCCUCUCCCUGGCCAGUUUGAAGCCAGUUUGCUCACUAGAAGAUGCACGGAUGUAGGGUUUAGCUAAUCUCCAAAGGGCAAGCCCUUGCACCCUCUUGAGACACAUAAACCAAGUUUACACCAUACAUUUAAAGCACUAUGAUGCUCAUUUAAACAGCCACCCCACCCCCCCAAAAAUCCUGGUAGCUCUAAUUUGUUAACAAUGCUGAGAGUUAUUAGGAGGCCCCAAUUCUGCUCUUGAGAGAUACCAUUCCUAAAAUUCCCUGAAAUCAAUGGACCUGAUUUUGUCAUGUCCAUGAAUUUCAGUGGGUCUUUCUACUGGAUUCAACCCAGGGUUCUUGGUUUACUUGUAAGGUUGUGGUGGAACAGAGGUGGCCUCAUAGGGUGCUGAGUCAGGCAAUUGAGGGCUUUGCAGGACAUCACCAUCCAUUUGUAUUUGGCCUGAGUUUUUCUUUCAGAGUCUGGCUGCAUCUUCCCUAGGCUGCAGCUGCAGUAAUUCAAAAGCAGUGUGCUCUGAGAGGGCCACUCCAAUGUGCCUUGUGAAAAAAAUGAAUUGAGCUACAAAAGGCUAUUGUGGAGCUAGUGUGCUCACUCACGGAAGAGGUUUCCCGCUGCAUGGCUGCAUGACUCCCUGUUCUGGCUUUGCCUGCUUCCAGUCAUCCUGUACUGAGGAUUGUUAGUUCCUCUCUCUCUCUCUCUCUCUCUCUCUCUCUCUCUCUCUCUGCAUUGGUGGUGACUGGAUCUUUCCAUCACUCCCAAUUCAGUGAUGAAACAAAACAAAUCCUGCCCAGAGAAGAGGGUUUUUGAAACAUCACUACUCUGGGGCAUGCAUCUAACUUCCUUGCAUUACAUAUUCCAUUAAUAUAAACAGUGUGGGUUGUAUUUGGCUAAGUCCUACUCAGAUUAGACCUGCUGAAAUUAAUAAAACCUAACUUGGUCACGUCCAUUUCAUAUCACCUGCACAACUGACUUCCUUCUUGUUUCUGGAAUUCUUACUGUAAAAGCAAAACUUUUCAGGGCCAAAAGUGUGCCUUGGCUCAUGGAAGAUUGAGUAAACGCUGCCCUGGUUGCUGCAUCAAGCCUCUGCAUCAAGUCCAGUUCUGUUGGAGCCUGAGGCUUGCCAAGGAAGGAGGGAGUGCCUAGUCACUGGUCCUAGCCAAGCAGAGAGUAUGCAGGACCUUGGACAGCUCCAGGGAGCCUUGCUAUGGUAGCUAUGGUGUUAGAGCAGUGUUUCCCAAAGAGGGUGACAUCACACAAUUUUUGUUCUUUUUGAAGAAGUUCUUUUGGAACCCAUUUGGGCCAUAAGCCACCAUUUCUUCUCCUUCGAGGUCUCCUCUUCAUAUUCUUACAUGUGAACAGGAAUACCUACCUGUUUUGAACCUGUAUAAUGUGGUUACCGGGAGCCUCUUUGAAGGUGCGCUUCCAGCACCAGUCAGCAGGUUGGCACAGAAAGCACAUCUUCAGAGGAAGUUGAUUUGACUGCCAGCCACCUUGCCUGCCAGACCUCCUUUGAACUUUGACACGUGUCAAUCGCCUGCUGUCCUCAGGUGACUGAUAGGUGGGUGGUCCUUCCUACCUGUCAAAUGGCCCACAGGGGGACUUGGACCCAGUCCCCCACCUCUGCUUUCACACAGAGCUCAGUCUUAUUCAUAGGAAGCUGCCUUCCAUUGAGAUUGGCUAUUGGUUCAUCUAGUUUGGUGCGUUGACUGGCAGCAGUUCAGCAGAGUUGAAGAUGUUAGGAACUGGACCUUUUUUAUGCAGUACUUAUGCUCUACCACUGAUCUACAACCCUUCCGUUUCUGUUUCUGCUGCUGCAGAGAAUGCACUAGCAGUUAAUCCCUGUCCCUUGAGGCUCCUAGAUGCUAUAGUAAACAUGUGAUCACAGACUUCCGAUGUUUUAGAUUCCCUGAAGUUGUUAGAGACCAUAGGAGAGAAGAUUAAUUCUUCUUUAUGUUAUCCUUCCUUCCCUCAUUCAGGAGUGGGGAUUGGCGUUGUUCAUGCUGGCUAUGAGAGGCGCUUGGCACAUCACCUAGGAGCACACAGUACACCAUCCAUCCUGGGACUUAUCAAUGGGAAAAUUACCUUUUUCCACAAUGCAGUUGUUCGGGAGAAUCUGCGGCAGUUUGUGGAAAGCCUACUUCCGGGUAACCUUGUUGAGAAGGUGAUUAUUGCCUCCUGAUUUAUUUUAAGCUCCUCUUUGCUAUUUUCUGUUUUUGUUUUCCUUAGCAUUUUAUUAGAGACUUUGUAAUCCCCCCCCCAAGACAUGUGCCACCUAACCUCUUUCCCAAUGCUCUCAGAUCUUCUGUGGAUAUUUGGGGGUCUCUUGUGGAUUUCGGAAUUACUCUGUUCUCUAUACAGUGGGGGGCUACAUAAUAGCCAGAACAGGGAAAUGGGUAUUGAUGAUUCAGUCUCAUGGGAUCCUGGGUUUAAAGUGAAUUGUCGCCAAGUCUAGAAAUCCUUUGGUUAACAAAGCUCCAGUAGCAACUCAUUGGUCAGGUUUGUACAGAAUGCGAAAGCCAGGAUCAGUUCAGGAUCAGCCUCACAGAUAAGCAGAGCUACUGUGGCUUGUUUUGCCUAAGGUUGGCUUUGUUUUUCUAGCCACUCUUGCAUGGCACCUCUGUAGCUGAACAACCAUCUGGAUCAGGGUGCUGGAGCAAACCAGUAUAAAGUCAAAGUCGUGGGUUUUGAGGUAACAAGGAACCAUGUUUGAUGCAAGCCAAGUUUCUUAAGCCAGCUUCAAUCCAUGAUUUUAUAUUGUGGUUUGCUGGUCACAGGCAAACCAUAGUUAACUGGCUGAAUAGGUUUGGAUGUAUAAACAAACCACAGUUGAGCUCAAUAAACCAUGGCUUUACAAUACUGUUGUGUCUUUCUGUGCUGCAUUUAGUUGGCAUUAACAUCAGGAGGUCCAUGUAUCUCCUGCCACAGUAUUCCCCAAAUGGUGGCCUCCAGAUAUUUUGGACUACUUAGCCCCAGCCAAUACAGCCAUUGGGAGCUCCAGUCCAAAACAUGAGGAGGACACCAGGUGGGGAGAGGCUGUCCUAGCAUACCAUGUCAUUUGGCCCUUAGAUGCAAGUUUGCAACUUACCCUUUUAAAAAAAUCUGAAUCUGAAACAGCAUUCCGUGUUUGAUGACUGAGACUGAUCAUUUCUGUUUUACAUUGAAGAUUACAGAUAAAAACUACGUCAAAUUCCUGUCGAACUGGAAGAAAGAGAACAAACCCCAUGUGCUUCUCUUUGAUCACAUGCCCCUCGUCCCUCUGUUAUACAAGGUAAAGGCUCUGCUCUGUACCUGGUUUUUGCCGCUUAGUAAGAAAUGGGACGGGGGAGGGGAGGUCCUCUGGCUUCCUUUGUAGGUGCGUAGCUGUAUUAAGAUGUUGUACCAAAAAGAACAGAGUCAUAUGGCACCGUAAAGACAAAAAGCUUACUUUGGCAUAAGCCAUCCUUUCCCAACUUGGUGCCCUCCAGGUGUCUUGGAUUACAACUCCCAUCAGCCCCAGCCAGCACAGCUGGGGAAGACUGGCAAAAGCUCUGUGGAACAUUUUAUCAGAUGCCUCCUUUCUGCAGGCCUGGAAGUGCCUGGAUCCUUUGAAACAGCCUUCCAGGGGCUCAGUAUUCUGCAGUGGUGUGCAGCAGUGGCAUAACAUGGGUUGCUGGCGACCAGAGUGGGGCAAGUGUUGCACCCCCUGGUGGACUGGGCAGCUGGAGUGGAGGCGCGUUCUGGGGGCAUGUGCAGAGCCCGCAAGGCACGUGGCUUCUGGCGCUGAUGGUGGCGGUCGUUGCAUGCCUUCUUGGCUUGGCAGCUCCAUCACCAUCCGGCAUGGCCACCUUCACCAACCACAAGGAGAAAGAGGCGCCACCCCAGCCCUGAAGGCCUGGCCUGGGCAUGGCUUUGCUCCGAAAAGCGACAGAAGCUCAGCCAUGCAGCCUCGAUGAAGGAGCCUGUCAUGGGGGCUCCUGGUUGUACCCCUCAGAAUUACACCCAGGGCCACUGCCCCCCCCCGCCACCUCCACGCUACACCACUGGAGUAAGGGACCACAGAACAGAGGUAGAGCACAUUAUAUGGAUUCCAGAGGCCACCGGGCUCAAUCUCCAGCUGUCAAAGUAGACAGUACUGGACUAGACGGACAGUAGAAGGCAGCUGAUUAUGUUUGGUUAUUGCCGCUGUCAAAGAGACCCUGCCCUAGUGUCACUGGGGGCUAAGACGUCCAGAGGAGGAAAUUGUGAAAGCUUUGGAAUGAACAUAAGACAAGGCUACUGAAUGACUGACCCAUCCAGUCCAGCAUCCUGUUCUCACCCUGGCCAACCAGAUGCCUGUGGGAAACCCACAAGCAGGACCUGAUCACAAGAGCACUCUUAAACCCUCACCCCACCCCACCCUGUGGUUCCAGCAGGGCUUGGCAAAUCCCUUCCUCUGCCUUCAACCCCUGGUCUGUAUUCUUUUCUGUACAGAACUGCAUGCACACAACUAACAGGCACAUCUCCUUGUCAUUCACUUCCUUGAAUGUGGGUAUGGCUGUAGCUCAAUGGUGAAGGCCCAUAGCUGUCAACUUUCAGAUUUGGAAAUAAGGGAUUAGCAGCCUCACCUGUCCUGGGGACAGUCUACGGGAUAUCUGACAAUCCAGGAUAGCAGCGGGAAAUGGCACUGGAAUAAGGGAAUUUCUCGCAAAAAAAGGGAAGGUUGACAGCUAUGUGAAGGCCCCAACAUCAAUCCCUGGCAUCUCCAGAUAGAACUAAGAAAAAGACACUGGAGAGCCGCUGCCAGUCAGUGUAGACAGUACUGAGCUAGAUAGACCAAUGGCCUUGACUCAGUAGAAGGCAGCUUUCUAUAUUCCUGUCUAUGCGUUGCAUGUAAUGUACUGUGUAGCCCAACUGCAUCCACCUCCCCUUUCUUCCAGCUGACGGCGUUUGCUUACAGAGAUUACCUGUCCUUUGGGUAUGUGUACGUUGGGCUCCGAGGUACAGAAGAGCUGUCCAGCCAGUAUAACAUCAACGUCUACACGCCCACCAUGAUGGUGUUCAAAGAGCACGUCGAUAAGCCUGCUGAUGUCAUCCAGGUACGGUAUGGCAGCCGCCAUGCACGGCUGCUUAUGUGAGAACUCUGGCCCUAACAGGCAGGUGGUCAAUGCUCAGCCUAACUUGUUUCUAUGGUGUUGAUAAGGAUGCUUCAGAUAGCUCCAUCAGUCUCCAUGACAACUUACAACGUCUUGUAAGCAAAGCACAGAGCCUUACCUUAAAGAAGUUGCAAUUCAUAUCUAGACUGUUGGGGACCUGCAACAAAAGUUUGCAGUGCAGAUGGAUCCAGUGUUAGUCCUACUCAUAGUAGACCCACUGAAAUUAAUGAACAUGACUGACUUAGGUUCUUCAAUUUCAGUGGGUAUACUGUUGUGUAGGACAAAGGCUAGAUACAACCCACUCUGUUUAGGACUGCAGACCUUACUUAACUAGGGCUGCAAUCCUUACCCGGUUACAUGGGAGGAAGCACCAUUGAAUUCAGUAGUACCUCUGAGCAGACUUGAUUAGGGUUACACUGUUUAGUCCUUAAACAAUUUGAAAUAAAAUUAAUCAGGAAGUUCCUAUUUAAGGGCAUUCUGGCUCCCCCACCCCACCCCCCUGCCAGUUUGGCCAGUUUGGUUUGUAUAAUGGGUAUGGGGUUGCUUGUGCGUAAGUUGCCGCGUCUCCUGGCUAUGUUGCCUUGUUAAACCUUUCUGUCUGGACAGCCCUUCAAUUCGUGGCUGCCUCAGUCGCUAGCAGAAUCUGUCAGUGGGCGUUUCUUAAACCUCUUCCAACAUAAAAGUUGCUUGACGCCAAGUCUCCUCCUACUCUCCCUGCGUGGAAGUCUUCUGCGCAGGGAGGGCGUGGGUAGCAGAGGACCAGUGCUCUCCCCGCUGGUGUCCAGUGAAGAGUCCUGGAGCCCUCUCGCCGAUUCCCCAUCUGCCCCCCUUUAUCCCUGGUGUAACGUUGAUUUGCUUCCCCCUCUGCUGAACUGCCUCUCUCCCUGCUUGGCCCUUCUCCAGCAUCAUUUGAGAGCCUUCCCUCCGCCUCAGGCUCCGAUGUCAGUUCCCUGACAGUUUGGGAGUGUUUUUGUGUGACAAAGAAUGAUGGGGCUUGCCUUUUAAAUAUAUAUAUAUUCUUUCUAGCAACACAUAAGUAGUUUUUGUGUUAUUAAAUUGUGAGUUUAUCAGGCAGUUCCUUCCACAUCUCAAAAGGGUGUAUACCUUGAUGGUGGUAUGUAAUCUGCUGAUGUAUUUUGGUAACCUGCAAAUGUAUUUAAAAGGCACAUGAAUCAUCAUCUGAAAAUUCUGUGGUUGGUUGACAACUUGUUGGGUGUGUUGUUUUCCAGGCCAGAGGCAUGAAGAAGCAGCUUAUUGAUGACUUCCUGUCUCAGAACAAGUUCCUCAUGGCAUCUAGGCUCACCAGCCAGAAACUUUUUCAGGAGUUGUGUCCUGCAAAAAAGUCUCACAGGCAGCGCAAGUAAGGCUCGUGGUGGUAGUGAUGCUCCUCCAUAGUGUGUUUGGUUUUGUAGGGGUUAUUUGGGGACUUUCAAGUCCCUUCUCAGAAUGGGAUAGCGAGAGCUGCUGGAGAAUCUAGGCCUAAAAGAAUUUGCAGCUGGAAAAGCAGAAGUCUGCAUCUGUAGAUGCAUUUCCUUAACCAGUUUCAAGUAUUUUUGGGGUUACACAGUAAAAUUUUUGGGCAGGUUUUGUAAGGUAAGGUGAGUUCAGAGUGACUUGACUUCCCUACCUGUUUUAUGGAAUCCUCCCCCCGCCCUUUUGAUCGUUCUGCAGAGAAGGUAUUUGGGGGGUUUUUUGCGGGGUGGUGUGGUAGGAAUUUAAUAAGAGAGAUUAGCUUUCAUUCUCUUUCUUCCGUAAACAAUUCUUUAUAUGAGCAGAGUCCAGAUUGUCCCAGUAACGUGCAGGAACUAAGAACUGCAGUUUGCAAAUCCCUGUCCUCACGUGACCUCCAACAAAGCAAGCCUUGCUCAUGCUGAAUGCUGAAAGAGAGCAGAGUGCUGAUGCUGUUUCAGCAACUGUCAAACUUGGACUGAGGCUUAUAUAGAAGCAACAGGGUCUGUUCUGAUUGCACCUCUUCAGUCAAAGCGUUCAGCCCAUUCCAGCAGUCUUACUCAAGCUGCCCAGGGAAGAAUCUGGUUGUACUGGGUCUUCUGUGAUGGAGUUCUUAUAAGUCAGAGGAUGGCAAUGUGACAUCCUUAGGCCAGAGGGGCACAGCUACCAUGGGCUCACUUUGCGGACUUGAUUCUGGGUGUGGCCAUGUGUUCAAAUUCCCUUCUGACUCAGGAGUCCUCGACUUCAGCACCUGAAGAAAGACGAUCUGACUCAAGGGUCAUGAUAAUGUUGCCAUUCCUCUACCAAGCCAGUAAAGCCUACAGAGGAACCCCCACCUCUUUUCCAUAGUGCGUUCCUGUGCAGCCUUUCUGCAGCUCUGAGCAGCUCACAAAAAUAAAAAUACUCCAAUAGUUAGCAGCAAAGGUGUGUGAAAACAGCAUCUGUCGAACAACUACAAAAAGCACACAACCUUAAGCUUAACGUGCCAGGCGGUGCCUGAUCAGAAGAACACAGCUAGCGCAGGGGUUGAUAAAAGGGGAGAGGUGAUCUCAAAAGAGAGAGGGGUCCCCAGGGCUUUAGAAACCAGGUUGGGCUCAGAAACAUAUUUGCCAGGGUGAUGGCUACAGCCUGGGCUGAACAUAUGCAGGCCAGGUUCUACACUAGCGCAGGCUUCUGAGUUGUCUUCAGACCAGCAUCCUGCAGAGGGCAGUGCAGUCCUCAAACCUCAAGGUUAGCAUGGCUCAGCUGCGUGCAGAGUGUUUACAGAAAAAGAAGUCCCACUGCAGAGUCCCAUCACACGGAGCAUCCCCACAGGCAAUCUACAAGAUUCAUUGCUCCCCAAGGCCAUGGGCUGCCUGAAUCCACCCAGUGCCCCCCCCCACAUUGCUCCAAGGCCUUCUCUUCUCUGAAGAGUUCUUGGACUUUACCAUAGUAGCUAGCCUUGGACAGAGGGGCUUGUCCUGGCCUCCUCCAGCAUGGGCAAAGUAAAAUUGCCUUGCAGAUUCUCUUUGCUGAAGCCAGGAGCUUGCUUGAAAUCUCAGGGGGAGGGGAAUGAGGGCCACAUUCCCUUGGCGGGUAAUCUGACAGGGGCCACUGGCUGGCAGUAGCUGGAAGCAGAACUAAAAGUGGCUUCUAUUCUUUCUCUCUGACCCUUUUCCUAUCUCUGUAUUGCCUGGGAAAGGACAGGUUUCUCUUGCCAGAGGCCUGAACUGAUGGCUUGCAGAGAACUUUCAAAAUUAGGCUGAGGGCUGCAGACUGCCCGCCCCUAAAGCAGAAAGGGUUGGAGUCCAAGUUCUCUUGAUUCUGGCUGCAUAGUGUUCUGGUUCCAGCCAAGUGACUUGGGAAGGAGUUUGAGCCAGCAUGGUGUAGUGGUUAAGAGCGGUAGACUCAUAAUCUGGUGAAACGGGUUCGUGUCCCCGCUCCUCCACAUGCAGCUGCUGGGUGACCUAGGGCUAGUCACACUUCUGUGAAGUCUCUCAGCUCCACUCACCUCACAGAGUGCUUGUUGUGGGGGAGGAAGGGAAAGGAGAAUGUGAGCCGCUUUGAGACUCCUUCAGGUAGUGAUAAAGCAGGAUAUCAAAUCCAAACCUUCUUCUUCUUCCUUGUGAACAAUUGCUGUCUCUUUGGGUGUGUGGGUUUGUGGGUGUUUGCCUUCAGUAUUGUCAACUAGUCCUAUUAUGUUUCUGAGAGGGCAGUAAUUAUCUCUUCCCUCGUGAUGUUCUAGGUACUGUGUGGUCUUGAUUACCGGCGAGGGCGAUAAAUACACUGUGAGCUAUGAAGCCUUUCUGGCUUUUGCUCUGGCCAACACGAAGGACACCCUGAGGUUUGUGCACAUCUACAGCAACUACCAGCCGCAGUUUGGGCACACUUUGCUAACGGACGACGAAAGAUUCCACGGGAAGUCAGCCGUGAGUGUCCUGCCUGUGUCCUCCAGCCCAGCUGCGUCUUGCUGUCUCUGUCUAAUUCAUUGCAAAACAUUCAUUUAGUUCCAUGUUUCUUGGGUCAGUUAGCAGCACUUCAGAGAAACAUUGUAAGAGAGCUUUAUAAAAAAAGAAAAUGAUUUGAUAUGUAAAAAAAUUGAACUGAAAACAUAAAAAAAUGGGUUGAGAUGAAUCAUAAAGCCCUAAUUUCACUGCCUUGUCUGCAGGCUGGAUCCGCCCAAUGUGACAGUUCUUUUUGGCCUAGCCAAAAUGGCCUCGCAAGCCAAACGGGGAGACUUGGCAGGCCUAAGUAGGCCAGUGGCCUAGAGAUUCUCCUCCUCCCCACCACCACCAUUUUCUUGUGGAAGCAUUUUCUUGUAGAAGGCCAGGAUGGGAACAUAAAGUGUGUGGGGGUGGGGGUGGUUACAGGGCUGUGAAAAAUAGGGAUUAAGUCCAUGCAUCAUUUUGCCACUGCCCGUUCAGGCAAAGGAACUGAGUGGGUGAGGCAAUGAAUCUCCAACUGCAGGUGAUGGCAGAAGGCCAGGUAACUCCCACCUGGAUGUAAUGGGCCAAAGACACCACUUCUUUAUCUGUGCUGUGGGGCAAAGAUAUUGGUGUUUCGCAACUUUGACCUGUUGCAGGAUCUUAGCCAGACCCAGUUGAAUGUAGCAGAGCAUACACAGACUUCCAGGAGCGAUCAGUUGCAGGAAGGAAGGAGGAAGCAGGGACAAGACGCUGCUACUAGUAACUUGGUUACUUAGAGGUGUUUAUUAUUUACAGCAGACUCACAAGUUACUAUAUACAAGAACAGAAACGGAUCUUAAACUAGCUCUCUUAACAAACUCCAAACGACUCUCAGAACACCACACUGACCAACACACUACCCAGUCAGGGAAGGUCAUGCGUCACCAUGCCUGUGUGGAGACCUUAACCAAUAGUAGAGCUAUAUCCAAGGUCCCAUAUCUCUAGGCAGAAUAACUCCCUCUGCUCAGUCUUCUUGGCCUUCAGCCAACUCUUAAUUGCUUUGUGUGAAGCUGCACAUAGGCAAAAUCCCAACAAAAGAUUUCCUGUUGCCUGGAGCUUCAGGCUUGGGGCACUGGGCUCAAGUGAAGCCCUAAACCUGCUCCUUCGCUCCUGGCUAGGCACACUCUUGGAAGCCACGGCUGGUUUUUCUAAAGCUGUAUUGAAAACUCCCCCACACCAACUUGUGGUUUAACCCUCUGCUUCUCGCCCAGGUGGUCAUCUUGGAGAGGCGCAACAAUGCCGGGCGAGUAGUCUACAAAGCCCUCGACGAACCCUGGAGCGGCAGUGAAGAGGACAACUUCAUUCUUCUGGACCUCCUGGAUCAGCUGAGGACAGACCCAGGCAUUCUCUCUUCUGAUACCGUCCUGCCAGACUUAAACGAUGAACUUGCUCCUGUAAGCAUUGUGGGCGUUUAACAGGAUACAAGCGUGUGUGUGUGUGUGUGUGUGUGUGUGUGUGUAUGUGUGUGUGUUUGAGGGUGAUGGGAUCUCGAUGCAAAAAGCCUUCAAUUCUCUACAUCGAGAUGAGUAAAUAGACUCACAGCCCGGUGCUAAUACAUUUCCUUGGACAUAGCUGCGCAUGCUUUAGGCUGCUAUCCUCUGCACUUACCUGGGAGUAAAUCCCAUUGGAUGCAUUGGGGGUUACAUCUAAGUAGACCUGCAUAGGUUUGCUGCAUUCAUUUAAAUGCCAGAAUAAUGAACAGAAGCUGUAGCUGAUGGAUCGGAAUCACCCUUUCCCCUCUGCUCUUUCGGUGUGAUCACAGGUUUUCUUCCUCCGAUGGAUCUAUUCCGCCAUCGACUAUAUAUCAGACACCUGGGACAGCCUCUUUCACAGCAACUGGUAUGGAUUCUGCAUUAAUAGCAGCCUUUCCUUGAUUCGCAUUUUUGGAGUGUCAGAAACCGGAGGUGGCCUUCUAACGUUUAGGCAUGUUGUGCUGAUUCCUAUGAAGAUGGCUCAGUGGCUACUAACCCAAAUGGCUGUGUUCCGCCUCCACAUUCAGAGAUAAUAAUGCUUCAGAGUAGCAGUUUCUGAAAACCACAGGAGGGGAAGAAUUGCUCCUGUGCUUGGGUCCUGCUUGCCAGUUUCCUACCAGUAUCUGGGUGGGAACAGGAUGCUGGACUCGAUGGGGCAGUGGCCUGAUCUGGCAGGGCAGGUAGAGCAGGUACUUGUUUAGAGAGGAAGGGAGCAGGUCUGAGAGCCAGCCGGGAGCCUAGGCAGCUGGCGGGGGGAGGGACAGGGAAUAUCAGGAUCCAGUGGCUCUUCAGGGUCACUGGCAGUGAGGAGAUCUGCUGCAGGGAGAGGGGACUUCCAGGUUGAACCCGGACAGGUUCUCUUCUGAUUCCUUCCGUUUGCACAUUCUGGAUCUUCAUGCAUUUACCACGAUCCCCUAUGAUAAAGUGUAAAAUUUGCAUGGAAUUAGAAGUGCUCAAGGCAAAAGUUAAGACUGUCAAAGCGGUUUGAGCCAGUUUUGGGUGGGCCGCUAGUCAGCGCUUUGGGUGGAGACAUUCUGCUUCUUGACCACCAGGAGUUGCUCUCCCUCUCCUGAGCCAUUAGUAGACCAUUGUGUUGUUGUUGUUAUUAUUAUUAUUAUUAUUAUUGCUGCUGCUGCUGCUGCCACCUAAUAUUAAUAGUGAUUUUCCCCCCUGCAAAUAUAUUUGAUGCAGGCUAUAAAGCAUGCCUGAAUGUGCAAAACAGUGUAAUAACAAUUCGAACCUUUGUAACAAAAUUCCUCUCAGACCUUGGGCCGUUGAGGGAGCACAGUACUUCCUAAAGGGCACAAGGGUGAGGGAACUGGAGAGGACAGCAAAGAUGGACAGAAGGGAGCCAAUUCUCGUAUUGGUUCCAUUUUCACCUCUCCCGGGAGGCAGCCCAUUCAGAGGUGGGGGAAGAAGGCACAGGCUGCGGAUUUGGUUUGACACCGGCCCUCAUUGGCGAUCCUCUUUUGCAGGAGAGAAAUGAUGCCCCUCUUAUCGCUGAUAUUCUCAGCCCUCUUCAUCCUUUUUGGGACUGUUAUUGUUCAGGCUUUCAGGUAAGCAGCCGUAUGUAGUAGGUAGGUAGGUAUUUUUUGACCUUUGUAUCCCUUCACGGCCUAGGACCCUCGUACCUACGGGACCGCCUCUCCCGAUAUUCCCCACGGAGGACCUUAAGGUCCAUAAACAGCAACACUCUAGAGGUCCCGGGCCCUAAGGAAGUUAGAUUAACCUCAACCAGAGCCAGGGCCUUCUCAACACUGGCUCCGGCCUGGUGGAACGCUCUGUCUCAUGAGACCAGGGCCCUCCGGGAUCUGAUUUCUUUCCACAGGGCCUGUAAGACAGAGUUGUUCCACCUGGCCUUUGGCUUAGAAUCAGUUUGAUUCCCUCCUCCUCUUUCUUUUUCCUUUCUCCUCCUGUGAAGAGGCUGCAUCCUAAUGUUUUAAUGUUGUAUUUUAAUAUUGUUUUUUAAGUUGUAUUUUAAUCAACAUGUUUUUAUUAUUGGUUGUUAGCCGCCCUGAGCCCAGUCUUGGCUGGGGAGGGCGGGGUAUAAAUAAAAAUUAUUAUUAUUAUUACUUAACCACAUCAAGGGCUGGCUGGCCGGCCCGCUCAUGAGGCAGGCUGAGGCAGCCACCUCAGGUGGCAGAACCCCAAGAGGCGGCACCCCUGCGGGCAUCCCGGCACCUCUGCCAAUGGCAGAGAAGUGGCAGUGGCUUCUAGCGAGAUCUUGCUGGAAUCUGUUGCCGCUUCACGGGUGCCACCUGCAACCCAUGUAAGGGAGACUUUGGCAACAGGGGAACACCUUCCCAUUUUGUCUCAGGCGGCAAAACGGGAUGGGCUGCCCCUCACCACAUCUUUCAGGCAGUUCACAAACUGAAGACGAUAAAAUACAAUCAUUCAACCGAUGGAGGCACCAAGUGAGCUUCUCUAGGGAGAGCUUUUCAAAACCAGGGCGCCAACAUUGGAAAGACCCCAUUCUCUUCUCUGUUUUCCCCUUCGUUUUGUAAUCUCACCACCCCCACCUCCCCCAUUCCUAGCUUUAUUGAUUUUUAAUGUUUAUUAACUUCAUUGGGUCUCCUCUUAGUAGUACCAGCAUUGGAUAAAACCCAAGCUCUGUAGGUGGCUUACAUAAAAUAAUAGGAAAUCUUUAAUAAAAACUAUUUUUUUAAAAAUAGUAUAAACAGAAGACCUAAUAAAAUUAUCAGGAUAUAGAUAAAAUCAAGGGGUUUUAAAGCAAAUACUCACAGUAAAUGGAAAAUGGGAAUAACGGCGUUUCCGUGCACUGCUCUGGUUUGCCAGAAUCGGCUUAGUCAUGCUGGCCACAUGACCCGGAAGCUGUACGGUGGCUCCCUCAGCCAGUAAAGCGAGAUGAGCGCCGCAACCCCAGAGUCGGCCACGACUGGACCUAAUGGUCAGGGGUCCCUAUACCUUUUUAGACACACAAUAGUCACACUGCAGAUGAAUUGAUCUGACCCUGUCCGUGAUCCCCCAGCCUCUUCCCCGCCUGAAAGCACAACUUGCUGUUUUUCAGCGACUCGAGCGACGAGAGAGAUUCGCCUCCCGCCAAGAAGGACGAAAACCCUCCGAAGGGCGAGAAGAACGACACAAGUUUCACCAAAGAUAACAGGUUUCUCCUUAGUUCAGCCUUCACCGGCCUGGAGUCCUCCAGGUGUACAGGACAACAACUCCCGUCAACCCCAGCCAAGACAGCCAGUGGCCAGGGAUGGUGGGAUCUGUAGUCCAGAUCUAUCCGCAGGGCACCAGGUUGGCAAGUGCUUCCGUAGCUUAGCACUCUGCUUUCCUGGGGUUGGCCUUUGCGUCUCCUGGGCCAGCAGCAGUGGCCAGGGGUCUAGAAGCGUAGCCUUCACUAGAGGUGAUGGAGAUGGUCUCUUGGGCCUUGUUUGCCCCUUGCCGGCAGCCAAUUUCUGACCUGGGCUGCCUGUUCGACUGGGGCAACGACUCUGUCCCAGGACCUGCUGAAACGCAAACCUUUGCAUGCCUUCCACCGCAGCGUGAGUGGGCUUUGGCUCAGUGACGGAGCAUCUGUUCUGCCUGCAGCAGCUCUCCAGCUCAGUUCCUAGCAAGCUCCUCUCUGAAACCCUGGAGAACUGCAGCCAGCCAGUGUGACGUGAUCUGCAGCAGCUUCCUCAGGCCUCCGUUGUCUCAGAGGAGACAUCUGAAGGGGGUUUGGGAGGCUUGUUGGGCUGAGAAGGUUGGGCAGAUAUGAUGAGAGAGAACAAGGAUGGAAGAAAGCAGAGAACCUUCUACCUGGCUUGUCCAGGGGAAAGUGGCUGAAAGUGCAUGUGCAGCUGAAACUGGGGAAAGGCUGCAAGUUCUCUGGGCUGGAGCAUCUGCUUUGCAUAGAAUUGUAGAGAUAGAAGGGGGCCUAGGGGUCAUCUAGUCCAACCUCCUGCAGUGCUGGAAUCUUUUUGCCCAAUGUGGGGCUCGAACUCACAACCCCGAGAAUAGGAGUCUCAUGCUCUACUGACUGAGCCAUCCCAGCAUGCAGAAGGUUCGGUCAGACAGCUCCAAUCAGAGAUGACAGUAGCAAACUACAUGGACCCAAAAGGUCCACCUUCAUGGAAGGCAGCUUCCUCCAAGACAGCCUUUUUCACAGUGGCUUUUCUUGAGGCCGUAGAGCUCUUUGGACAUAUAGAUGCUAAAGUUCUGCUGCUUCCCCUUGCUCCCAUGCAGGUGGCUCUCCUUGCUUCUUGCUGAGCCUCUUCUCUCUCCCCUUCCCCCACAGGAUCCCCAAGAAGGGCUUCGUCGAAGUGACCGAGCUGACAGAUAUCACCUACACAAGCAACCUGGUGCGCCUGAGGCCUGGGCACAUGAACGUGGUCCUGAUCCUUUCCAACCCCACCAAGACGCCUCUCCUGCAGAAGUUUGCCUUGGAGGUCUACACUUUCACUGGGUGAGUGUGGGGCACCGUCACUGGCCAGAGUUAUUUUGCAGGUGUGUCAUGCCGUGGGAGAAAAAAAAGGGCAUUUGCAGCCUUCCAGAGUCUAAACGGAAGAGCAGGACGCUUAUUGCGUCUGUGAUGAUUACCCCGUUUACAGUCUUGUGUCACUCUUGCAACAGCACGGUGAAGUUGGUCACCUUUUGUGCCCAUUCUGUAGAUGGGAAGCUUGAGGCUGCAAAACGGUAGUUGGGCUGUGCUGAAAUGGGGCUUAAAAUCACCUCCUCAUCCCGGUCCUCUCCAUUUUUAUCCCUUGGGUCUUUCCUCUGGCUUUGGGAAGGCUAGGGGAGGCUAUUUUUUGAAACCCUGAAGAGCUGCUGUUGGUUAGUGUCAACAGUACUGUGCUAGAUGGACCAGUGGUCUGACUCUGUUUCAAGGCAGCUUUCCUAUGUAUCUUCCUCGCUUCAGAUAUGUGGGGAGGACUUGACCCUAUAUCCACCUCUGACUUGGAUAGGAACCCCUCGCAGUUGUGUGGUUGCGGCGCCAAUUUCAAAUGGGAGGAUGUCUCAUUCCCCUGUGCCAGACAUGCUGCUGGCUUGCAGGUCAUAAGUAGAUCCAGGAAAUGGGUAUUUCUCAAGGGGCUACUGGGUGAUGGGCUAAGUCCCAUUGUGGCCUUGAUUGGGGUUCAGCAGGGUCUGAACAAAAUUGAAUUGCUUGUGGCGGUGGGGUGGGGUAGAGGACAGAUCAAUUUAAUCUGCUUUGAGUCCUGAGGAGCUCUCCCUUCCCUGGCUGGAGGCAUGCAGGAACCAGUGAGCCUACCCUGGCAGGCAGGGUCACAUAACCAGCUCUUGAGUCUCCAGCCCAGGCCCUUCCCUCCCCGACUUUGAUCAAGGCAGUUGCUUUAGCUCAAGGACGUGGCUAACCAUUUUUGGCCCAAAUGCCAUAUUCACCCCAGCCAGCCUCAAGCAGUGUGUGUGGCCACUCCACACUAGGGGCAUCCCAACCUCUUCACUUUAAUUUUUCUCUUUUUUUCCACCACCAAAAUUAUGGGGUCUUAGAGGGCCGGAAAGCUUGGUUUGGAGGGCCAGAGACGGGAUUAGACGCUCCCCCCCCAAGCUCUUCUGUUGUUUUUCAGCUUCUAAGCUUACAGUGGUACCUCGGGUUACAUACGCUUCAGGUUACAUACGCUUCAGGUUACAGACUCCACUAACCCAGAAAUAUUACCUCAGGUUAAGAACUUUGCUUCAGGAUGAGAACAGAAAUCGUGCUCCGGCGGCGCAGCGGCAGCGGGAGGCCCCAUUAGCUAAAGUGGUACCUCAAGUUAAGAACAGUUUCAGUUUAAGGACGGACCUCUGGAACAAAUUAAGUUCUUAACCCGAGGUACCACUGUACUGGGUUCUGAUCGGGAUGCUAGAAGUAACCCCUUUUAUCUAUCUGCCACGAAUGCUUCAGCUGAGAUUCCUGCAUUGCGGUGGGUUGGGCUUGGGGGGUCGCUUCCAACUCUACAAUGCUAUAACCCCCUCCCGCCUCCCUUUCCCAGGAGCAACUGCCUCCACUUCUCCUUCCUGAACCUGGACAAGCAUCGGGAGUGGCUGGAGUACGUCCUGGAGUUUGCGCAAGACGCCGCCCCCAUCCCCAACCAGUACGACAAGCACUUCCUGGAGCGCGACUACACGGGCUACGUCCUGGCCCUGAACGGGCACAAGAAAUACUUCUGCCUCUUCAAGCCUCGCAAGUCGGAGGAGGACGGGGAUGCCCCGGGGAUGCCCUGUGAUGAAUCUGACCUGGGGGAGGUCCGUGGGAAGUCUUCCUCUUGCAGCCCGGGGGCGAGGUUGGUGAAAAACAAACUCAACAAGCUCUCCCUGUGGAUGGAGCGUCUGUUGGAAGGGUCCCUGCAAAGGUUUUAUAUUCCCUUGUGGCCUGCGCUAGACUGAAAAAACAACAGCAGCGGCAUAAAAUUUUGAAAAAGGAAAAAAAGAGUUUUUUCGAAAGAGAAACUCUAUCUCAGCAGAGACGUUGAAAGAGGACAACUGCAAGCAUCUCUCUUUCUGAAGUGUCGGAAUAGACGGUAGCUUUUUAGAUGAAUCCUCCUAGGCCCAGUGAGUUAGAAACAUCCUUCCCGCGCCUUUGACCUAGGAGCGAUCAUGGCGGUGAAUGCACUGAUGCCUGCUCUUCGUACCAAAUGGUUUGAAUGCUUGGAAGCCGUACAAUCGAAACUGGUUCACAGUUGGUGCCCCUGUCCCCCACCCCACCCCACCCCCCGCUGUCCCAGCCUGCUCCAGUUCCGCCUCUGGGUUUUUCUCCAAAGUCGAUGAAAGCCUUGCUGCUGUGGGAAAACUCUUCUUUGCCUAUGGAUGGUUUAAAUGUUUUUGGUUUUCUUUUGCUGCCACUCUCCCCCCACGCAGUCUACAGAGAGCUGUAAUCAUCCCUACCUGUUGGUUUCCCACACAUGCCCCGUUAUCCUUUGUAUGUACCAAAUAGCUGACAGGGCAGGAUGUGUAUAAGGGCGGGGAGGGGGGGGAAGGUACUAGCAACCCAUUUGCAUGCCCCCCUCCAGCCCUGGGUGCAAUAUAAUCCAACAGGUAGAGUUGACUAGCUCAGCCUUCAGCAGGGCAGGGAGUGGCCAGCUGAGCCGCAAACACUGUACGAGAAGCAAUGAGCCAUUUUAAAAUGUAUGUCCCUUUCGAUGCCUUCCUGCUUGCUGUCUGGUUUGUCCUCUUCUCCGAAAGACUUGUAGUUUUACAGCCAUACUCUCAGAACCACAUCCAUAGAGCUACGGACUGCUGCUAGCCAAUAGCUGUGUGUGUAUGUGUGUAUGUUUGUGGAAGGCACCAACUCCUGCUUGUGAGUCGUUCCCUGGACGUCCCUUCCCCUCCCGCCCUGAAACAGCAACAAUACAUCUGUAGGACAGUAACUGAGCGACAUUUCUCUGUAUCAAGGAGCUGAAAUUGCCUCUCUCAACAUGGCCUCUCCCAGGAUAAGGUUAGGAUUCAAAUGCCAAACUACUGAACUUCCCGGGUGUCUGUUCCAUGGCAAUGUGAUUUCUUUCUUUCUUGCCUUCCUCUUAGGGCAGGGCACCCUUGCCACCCUUUUCUGAAGCAGGUUUCCAGGGGCCUGUUUGUUUACAAAGGGGCACGGCUGCCCAGCUGCUUCCCCUCCUGCCGCCUCUCAGAAUGUGCCGCUCACCUUGAUCUGGUUGACUUUUUCCUUGGAGACAUAGGAGUGGUCACAUUUUUAAACUGCGGAUUGCUUUCUAAUUUAAAUUUAAGCCCAAGGGUUGCAUCUAAUUCCAGUCCUACUCAGGGGACGCAGGCGCAUCAAAGUUGAUGCACAUAAUUAUAACUUAGGUCCAUUGACUCUAGGGGGUCUGCUCCGAGUAGCACUUAGUUGGAUGCAACCCUACAACACGACGCACUGUGGGCCAUGCGUCUUGGGUGGGUUCGUGGGGCGUAUAUUUGGAAGCUUCCCGUGCAAAAACAAAAAGAAAUGAGCCACUCCUCUGCGUAGCACAUCCUAGAGAGAGAGAGAGAGAGAUGUAGCAGAGCUUUCUCCCUGAUGUGCUUGCUCUCUACUUUUUCAUUCAAAAAUAGGACAGCCGAACCUCACAAGAGUGGCCCAGAACUUUGCAGUGUGUAGAACAGCUCUUGGAAAUAGAAUGUCUUGCUGACUUGCUAGUGGUGCCUUGCAAUGGGGAAUUGGGGAUGGGAUGUGCUUGGUGUGUUCUUUCUUUAAAAGAAAAAUGAAAAACAGAGCAAGCAGUCUGCCUCUCGCAAGAGCUCUCUGAAGUGCCGGUUUGUUUGUACUGGGGCUUUCCUCAUCACAGGAGUGACUCUGGGUGGAUCCUUCCUCCCCACCCCCAAGAAAUAGUGGUGCACCUGCUACCUGCCUAUCAAGGCAAGCGAAAAGCCUGUCCUUUAAUAGAGGAGGGUGAUGUAGUUCCUGUACCGCAGUCACCCAUCUGUCGAAUAGGACGGCCUCUGCAAGAGUGUCGGGUUUCCACGGAAGUAGGUCAGAGAGAUCCUACUGACAACCGUCAGGGGUUUCGGUACAAGGUGCCUUUAAGCGGAGCUUCUGGGGGACAUUUUGAACUGUCGUCAGCUCCUCCGUAAGGAUCCCCUCCAGGAAUGUCCGGAAACGAAUGAGAGAGAAGAGAAUUAAGCAGCUGCCGCCGAGCAGAUAAUCGGAAGCUGCCUUGUCCCUUUGAGGGCAAAUGAACUUGUGUGCCUCAGCGAGCGAUUUAAGAAAUACGUAGGGUGUGCUGGCAAAGAAAUCAGCACUGUUUUAAUGAUGUGUUCUUUGUAACAAAUAGCACUGGGAUAAGAAUUAAUAUACUGCCAGGUUCCAAUGACAGGGAAAGCUUUGCCCGUUCUCGGGUUUCACAGGAAGACCUUCGCAUGCAGUCGGUGGAGCUUUCUAGGUAGAAGAAGGUCCAGGGGAAAAGUAGAGGGUGGAGCCCUCAAAAUGAGCUCUGCAUCCUCAGUGGGAGUUCAGGAUGCUGUGGGGUUUAGAAGCUGGGGUGGGGAGGACGCCCUAGCUUUUUCCUGCCAUCUAUCGUUCUGCAGUCGGCCUUGGACAACAAGUGUCCCAGCAACUACCGCUGGUGAAUCAGUGGUCAACGGUAGCUCUCGUAGCCCAGUUUUAAAGCAUGACUGGGUAUAUCACUCCUUCCUCUCCCACGCAGCUUGGCUCUUGUAUGAAGGGAGCAAUCCUCAACUCAGUGCAAUUGCAUGGGUGCCAAAUUCAUGCAAGGCUCCCCUCUCUUUCGUUGAUGCUGAAUUUAGCAUCUGCGUGCGAUUGUCAUCGGCUCUGAGGACCACGCAGAGAACUUCACCACCUGUAACGCUAAGCCCAGGCCUCUCCUUUGCCAAAAGACCCAGGUACCUUCUGCUAACUAAAUUUAAUCCAUUAAUCCCGUUAACAGAAAUUGCUAUAGAAUUGACAACCUUCUCUCGGAGCUUUUGGGAGAAGAAUGCUUCCACUGCCUGCUUGUUGGUUCUCAAACGUGACGGUGAGCCGCAAACCGUGUCUUGGCGGCACACGAGCAAAAUUGCGCCCGUUUUGCCCCUCCCAACUCGCAGCAGGGGAAGGCAGACCACAAUUCGCAGCCGAGAUCUGUUCUUGCCCUGCUUCUUGUGGUUUGAUGGAGCCAAGCAAGCCACGAUCCAACGCUAAAUCAAGGGUCGCAGUUUGUUUCCUCCAAGGCAUAAGCGGGAAGGGUGUGAUUUGCUCGUGCACCGUAAACCGUGGUUGAGGACUCCCCAUGAUGCACAGACACAACCAUACAAAGCCUUUCUUAUUCAAACUUCCUAGAACCUGAAGCUUAAUGCCUUUAGCAGGGAAGUGAUAGCAUAUUGUCCGAUCCUCCUGUGCGUUGUCGACUUUUCCUUUGACGUUCAGUGUGUUUGGUUCCCCCCACCCCAGCCUCCCUGUGACGGCCAUUUUGUCUUCUGUGUUCUGUAGAAAUGUUUGUCAGAAACUGAUACGAAUAAUCCAGCCCAGGUGGAGGGAUUGGUUUGAAAAGAAAGCUGAACAUUUUGCACUUUUGAUACUCUUGGGUUGGGUGGGUGGGGAAUAAAUAAUUUAUUGGGCAAAUUGUCUUCUUCUUUUUUUGUAUUUGUGAACAGGCCCUAAUUUUAUUUUGGUUUUGCUUUAAGACUCUUACAGAAUCUGCAACUGAAAUAAAACUAUUUUAAUGUGU